GAAGGAAAGAGAAUUUGGGAGUGGCGAUGACGAAGACGAGCAGAGGCCGUCAAAGGAUCGCGAUGGAGGCGAUCGAGAAUGCGGCUGCGCGGAAGGUGUGCUUCUCCAAGCGCCGCGCCGGCUUGUUCAAGAAGGCGGCCGAGCUCUCCGUCCUCUGCGGCGCCGAGAUCGCCGUCCUCGCCUUCUCCCCCACCGGCAAGCCCUUCUCCUUCGGCCACCCCUCCGUCGACUCCGUGCUCGCCCGCUUCUUCUCCUCCUGGCCUGCUCCCCCUCGGCACCACCCCCUCGCUGGUGCCCUGCUUCAGGCGCUCGGCCGGCAGGAGUCGCAGCUCGCGGAGCGGCUCGAGGCGGAGAGGAGGAGGAAGGCGGCGCUCGAGGCGGCGAUUUUCCGGCCGUGGGGCACCGUGGCGGACCUGCUGGACGCCGACGUCGAGGCGCUCGGGAUGCCGGAGCUCGGCCUGCUGCAGAGAGCGCUGGAGUGGGUGCGGGCGGAGGCGGCGGGCAGGGCGGAGCAACUGGCCUUCGAGGCUUUGCAGCCGUCGAACGUGGCGGUCAACGCCGGUGUCUUUGUCACCGCCGACGCCCCCACGGGGGCGGCGGCUCCAAAUUUGUUGGAAUUUGGCUAUGCACCUCAAGGCUAUGGCUUCUAGUGUUGCAUCUCUAUUCUACAUCUAAGAAAACUUCUUAGUUAUCUUCCAUUGUCUUCCUUAUUGUGCUUACUGAAGAGCAAUUUAAAAAAGGUAGAUCCGCUUACUGAAGAGCAAUUUAAAGUUAAGACGCUCUGUAAAUUUGUAGCCCCUUGCACAGGUUAGUGUGAUGUUAUGUCGUGUUUGUAUCGAAUAUGGUCUCCUAUCUUGUAAAUAUGUAAUUUUCUUUUCU
This is a messenger RNA of Zingiber officinale, 879 nucleotides long. RefSeq names its product agamous-like MADS-box protein AGL62. Bases 27 to 650 code for a protein of 207 amino acids. Gene Ontology annotation, molecular function: RNA polymerase II cis-regulatory region sequence-specific DNA binding; DNA-binding transcription factor activity, RNA polymerase II-specific; protein dimerization activity. The record is from RefSeq and is a predicted model, not a curated record. NCBI's taxonomy places the organism in Eukaryota, Viridiplantae, Streptophyta, Magnoliopsida, Zingiberales, Zingiberaceae. The transcript has a single exon. Gene Ontology annotation, biological process: positive regulation of transcription by RNA polymerase II.